AUGGAUUCAAGAAAGCUUCCUAACCCUGUGGUUGAUUGUUAUGGUACUGAUAGCCAAUCUAUAAUGUCUUUGGCUUCAAUAGUGACAAGGGUAGAGGAAAGUUUUACAGAUGAUAAUAAUAAUAAGUUUGUUCGAGCCGAUACAAUUAAUCUUAGAACGUUUGGUGUGGAGUUAGAGAAGAUGAAAUAUAAUGUAUCUUGGUCGAAGGAACUUAAAUUCCACAAGAAAGAAGAGUGGGGGAUCGAAUUGUUUAAAUUGAAAUUAAUACGUGAGAUUGCUAAAGGGACUUAUGGCAUUGUUUACAAAGGUGUCUACGAUGGCCAAGAUGUUGCAGUGAAGAUACUGGAUUGGGGAGAAGGAGGUAUGACCUGCAGAACUGCUUCUCUUAGGGCCUCUUUUCAACAAGAGGUGUCUGUUUGGCAUAAGCUUGACCAUCCUAACGUUACAAAGUUCAUAGGAGCUUCAAUGGGAAUUUCGAAGCUCGAAGUUCCUUCUACCAACUCCCUCAAUGGCUGUCAAGUUUCAUAUAUUUCCAAUGCUUGUUGUGUUCUUGCUGAGUACCUUCCUGGUGGUACACUAAAAAACUAUUUAUUCAAGAAUAGGAGAACAAAACUCGCCUUUAAGAUCGUCAUUCAACUUGCUUUGGAUAUGGCUAGAGGUCUGAGUUACCUUCAUUCAAAAAGUAUCAUACACCGCGAUUUAAAAGCUGAAAAUAUGUUGUUAGACACUCAUAGAAUUCUUAAAAUUGCUGAUUUUGGUGUUGCUCGAGUUGAAGCUCAGAAUCUUAAUGAUAUGACUGGAGAAACUGGUACACUUGGCUACAUGGCACCAGAGGUUAUUGGUGGCAAACCAUACAACAGAAAGUGUGAUGUUUAUAGUUUUGGUAUAUGCUUAUGGGAAAUCUACUGUUGUGAUAUGGCUUAUCCUAAUAUGAAUUUUGCUGAGAUGUCAUCUGCAAUAGUUUUACAGAAUCAGCGACCUAAAAUCCCAAGAUGCUGUCCGAAAUCUUAUGCAAGGAUCAUGAAAAAAUGUUGGGAUGCAAAUCCAGAGAAACGUCCUGACAUGGCUGAUGUAGUUAAGCUACUAGAAGCAAUUGAUACAAGCAAAGGUGGUGGCAUGAUACCUGAAGACCAAGCUCCCGGUUGUUUCUAUUUUGGCACUCCUCGCGGCCCGUGAUUCUUUCUUUCAAUUCUUGUUUAGGAAAAUUAGGUAGUUUAGAGCUAGAAUUGAGGCCUAGUGUUUUUGGAAAAAGGGUCCAUAAUUCUAGAUAUCUUUUCAAGAUUCUUUAUAGUAAUUUGAAAGGUUAGAUGACUGUCUGUAAUAAGUUAUGUUUUUUAGCUCUUUCUUUUUUAGUUUUUAACUAUUAUAAAAAGAAUUUAUUUUAUAGCCUUUGAAAUUUA
Cannabis sativa is the source of this 1400-nucleotide messenger RNA. Its product is annotated as serine/threonine-protein kinase STY13-like. Gene Ontology annotation, cellular component: plasma membrane. The record is from RefSeq and is a predicted model, not a curated record. Bases 1 to 1176 code for a protein of 391 amino acids. Gene Ontology annotation, biological process: protein phosphorylation. Gene Ontology annotation, molecular function: protein kinase activity; ATP binding. The transcript has 6 exons. NCBI's taxonomy places the organism in Eukaryota, Viridiplantae, Streptophyta, Magnoliopsida, Rosales, Cannabaceae.